CGUCAUGACGCCACGGUCACGUCAGUUUAGCAUUAGUCCGCUCAUCUCGUCGUUGGAUGUUUAUUGUUUGAGGUGUAGCAGGGCAGAAGUGAAUGACAGACAGGAUGUUGCGACUUCGCUGUAAGACCAAAAAUGGGAGCCACAUAAUGCAGGGCUUGACUCACCAGUCCUGUGUGCGGGAGUUGAAGAGCAAAGUGGAGGAGCUGACUGGGAUCCCUUGUGAUGUGCAGAAAAUAAUGAUAGGUUACCCUCCAUCCAGCCUCGAUCUUCGAAACGGAGAGGCUCACCUAAAGGACUACCCUAUCAAAUCAGGAGACACACUCAUUGUUGAGGAAGAACAAAGAAAGCCAAAGCCACAAGAUCAUCCCAUCGUGAAAGCACCUCACCUGGAAGUCUCACCUGUGUUGGCGCGUCGAGUGGUCCCUGCUGACAACUCCUGCCUCUUUACCAGUAUUUAUUAUGUUGUGGAAGGAGGUGUGUAUGACCCCGCUUGUGCCCCUGAGAUGCGUGGUCUCAUUGCCCAGAUAGUCUCAAGUGACCCUGCAGCUUACUCUGAGGCAGUGCUAGGAAAAACUAACGAGGAGUACUGCUCCUGGAUAAGACGUGACGACACCUGGGGAGGAGCCAUCGAGGUGUCUAUUCUGUCCAAGUUUUACCAGUGUGAGAUCUGUGUGGUGGACACGCAGACAGUUCGAGUAGAUAGAUUCGGGGAGGAUGCUGGUUACCACAAACGUGUGUUGCUCAUCUAUGAUGGCAUCCACUAUGACCCGCUGCAGAAAGAGAUGCCCGGUUCUGACGCCCCACCUCAGACUAUCUUUUCUACCACAGAUGACAUAAUCUUGGCACAGGCCCUAGAGUUGGCUGACGAGGCUCGCCGCAAGCGGCAGUUCACAGACGUUAACCGCUUUGCGCUGCGCUGCAUGGUGUGCCAGAUGGGCCUGGUGGGACAAAAGGAGGCCCGUGAGCAUGCCAAGGAGACUGGCCACACCAAUUUUGGUGAAGUGUAAAGUUGAAUUAUGUUUUC
Molecule: messenger RNA, 1024 nt
Organism: Nematolebias whitei (Rio pearlfish)
Lineage: Eukaryota; Metazoa; Chordata; Actinopteri; Cyprinodontiformes; Rivulidae
Gene: yod1
Product: YOD1 deubiquitinase
Exons: 3
Coding region: 93-1007 (304 amino acids)
Biological process (GO): endoplasmic reticulum unfolded protein response; protein deubiquitination
Cellular component (GO): nucleus; cytosol
Molecular function (GO): cysteine-type deubiquitinase activity; protein binding
Source: RefSeq, a predicted model, not a curated record